GAGAACCUCAACCGCGCAUCUUUGUUUACGUUUUUCACUCGCUCCUCGACCUGGUCAGCCCUACCAUGAAUCCCUUGGGAAAUACUCAGGGAGCAACUCCAGGUCAGAGAUUUCUAGGGACAGGCAGUGGGAUAACAAGCGCUGAGAGAGACAAGAUUUAUCAGUGGAUCAUCGAGCUUGCCAAUCCCGACACACGAGAAAAUGCCCUGCUCGAACUCAGUAAGAAACGCGAGUCAGUCCCCGACUUGGCACCGCUGCUGUGGAACUCCUUCGGCACCAUUGCAGCUCUGCUCCAGGAGAUCAUCAAUAUUUAUCCUGCCAUUAACCCAGCAACACUCACUGCCCACCAGAGCAAUAGAGUCUGCAAUGCCCUGGCUCUCCUGCAGUGCGUAGCCUCACACCCUGAGACGCGAUCGCAGUUUCUCGCCGCUCACAUUCCACUGUACCUGUAUCCGUUCCUGCAAACUGUCAGCAAAACACGGCCGUUUGAAUACCUCCGUCUCACGUCCCUCGGUGUAAUUGGUGCUCUCGUGAAGACCGAUGAGCAAGAGGUCAUCAACUUCCUGCUCACGACAGAAAUCAUUCCGCUCUGCCUUAGGAUCAUGGAGUCGGGGUCUGAGCUGAGCAAAACCGUUGCCACUUUCAUCCUGCAAAAGAUCCUGCUUGAUGAGACUGGCCUAAACUACAUAUGCCAGACUUAUGAGAGAUUCUCUCAUGUUGCAAUGAUCUUGGGCAAAAUGGUCAUUGCCUUGGCAAAGGAACAAUCUGCUCGUCUUCUAAAACAUGUGAUCCGUUGCUAUUUGAGACUCUCGGAUAAUCCAAGAGCCAGAGAAGCUUUACGACAGUGCCUGCCUGACCAGUUGAAGGACCAGACCUUUGGUGCCUGCUUAAAGGAUGACAAGUCAACCAAGCAUUGGCUCCAGCAGCUCUUGGCAAAUCUGGAAUCUACUGCCGCUGCAGAUCAUCGAAUUACGCUUCCCCCUCUUGCUGCCCAGUGAUGCUGUUUGAAAGAAGAGAAGAUGGUGUUUCUAGGAAGCUACACCUCAGGGAGUGUGGGUCCCACAAUGUAAGUCGGCACACGAUGUAGUUUCUUCUGGUUCAGAGAAAGCAACGUCGUACAGCGUGUGGUCUUUGCGUGGAACAUCAAUCGCCCAGAAUGACUGUCACAGACAUGCGGCAAACUACAUUUCGCAGCCCACACUCCGAGAGACAUACCUUCCUGUCACCAAAAUGGGGCUCUGUGUCAUGUGAAUCUUCUAAUUACAGCACGUGUGUUUGUAUGUGUGUCAAGGCUGCUUAUGUGGUGGUUAUGACUAGAUGAAUAUUUUUGGAGGCAUAAUUUUCCAAUGCCUCUCAUAACCUGGACUGAGAUGGCAGCAUGUUGUGAUAUGAACUGUGCUUGGCAUAAACUAAGCAUUGUUAAUGGACAUUGUGCUUGUGAACUUAGCCAAAAGCAAUUUUGAUUUUGCAAGGCUCAUAAACAUGUGAUUUUUCAUUUGCUAGGCUGUUGAAUAAGUUAAUGAAGAAAAACACUAGCUUUGCAAAGCAGAGGCUGUACUUACCAAAUGUGGGUAAUCAUUUUGCCAUUGUGUAAUAAAAAUGUGCAGUGGAGGUUAUAGCUAUUACUGGGUCAAGCCAGGAGCCAGUUAGGGGUUAUUUGUUUUCCUCCAUGAGGUAGACAUGUAAGAUAGAAGGGUCUCAAAAGUUAAAAGGAAGGCUUAAGAGUUGUAUUCAGGUGGUAAUCAAACUCAGUUACAGAUACUGAAACACAAUGUUUUGAUGCUCUCGGUAAUUCUACUUUCACUAAUCAGCUCUGGAUAAGAUAUGCCAAAUCAAGUGGAUUCUAAGGUGUUUGUUUAAUCAAGUGACUGAAAAGCUUGACAGGUGUGCAUGAAAGGUGUGUUGUUAAGAGCAUCGUCGCACAAGACAGCGGUGUGCUCAUAUGCUUAACUGGUUUGGAAACUUCCCCUGGAUGUGGCCUUAAAGAAUACUCUUCCUCAUUUGUACCUGCCAACUGAAGCCAAAUUUUUGGGCUUUAUGUAGUCAAUGACACUUGCUUUGAUUGCUGUGCUGGUGGAGAAGAUGCUCGACCAAUGUGCAACUUUUUCACUCCUUGAAACUUGGUGAAGCAAUUGACACGGUGCCUGGCAUUGAUCAAUCAGGAGAUUAACAGUAUAAUUUUUACAGUGGAAUUUGCUGUGCAUUUAAUAAUUUUUUUGAAAUGGGUGAGAUAGCUUUGAGACAUGAACUUGUACUUUUAAACAAAGGGGAACUUCUGAUAGAACUCACAGUUUAGCAAGAAUUAAAAGAGAACAGACAAAAGAAUUAAUAGAUGGAGGAACUGUGAAAAACAUAGGGUAGGUAGUUUAAAGAAACGAGUGACCUUUUACAAUCUGAAUGGCUUUUUAUUUGUUGCUCCCACAAGACAUUUUGCCUUUAUAACUGAAAAGAUGUCUUCAUUUUAGCCACCUCUGGAAAUUUGGUAUUAUGUCAAAAAUAACCAAAACAGGGUAAGUGUCACAUGCCAAGUCAAAACUGAGAAUAAAAUGAAACUACAAUGUUGAGAAAGGGCUUUUAUAUUACGUAGAGUUGUACAGUCCAUAUUUAGGAAGUAGUUUUCUGUGAUUACAUAGAGAAAGGUAAAACUAUUUUUCAGUGUGUACAUAUUUCAUCAGUCAGAUUCAGAGAUUUACUCUGCAGAGGCAAUAGUGAGGACUACUAGUCUCACAUUUCCGUCAGAUGCUUUAAGAAAAAAUCAGCAGGGAACAUGGGUAAUACUAGGAAGUGUUACUCAGAUUUUGAGUUUUAUGACUAUUAUGUAAAAUUCAGAUGGUAUGAUAUUAGAGGACCAGUUGCAAGGGAUAUAGUAUGCAGGUAAACAAGGUUAUUAAAGGUAAUGACAGUUGUCACAGUUAAAAUCUUCAUAGCAUGAAUACUUGACUUUUUUCCAAGAAGUUUUUAUGUUUUGGGGAACAGUUGUACAAUCAUAUUUGGUUAUCACGAUGAGGAAAGUACUGUUCAAAUCUGUGAUUCGCUGUUGUAUUAUACACUUCAGUGGUUUACGUUUGUUUCCCAAUACUUUUUUUUUUAGAUGAAUAAAGUUCUUUUGUAUUUUGAGAGAAAUCUUAUAGUAGACUGUUCAAAUAAAAAAACAGAAUACAAUUACUAUGGCCUGUUAAUUCUGUACGAGUUUAUCAAUAUUAUUCAAGUGUUCUUAUUAACAUAUUGAUAGGAUAAGAAUUAGGAUAUUAUUCUAAAUUCUCACUCGAAUGUUCCUCUGUCUUGUACACCACCAUUAACCAUUUCAGUCACAUUUCUCCACAAGCUGGAACUGUAAAAAUGUGCAUGCAUGAAGGAAAAUGAACCAGAGUCGAGAAUUAUAUUUUGAAUUGUAAAACUUUAAGAAUUGGAGAAUGUCGGAUUAUCGUUACCGUUUUAAGUGCAUUAAGAUUAAGAGAUUUGGGGUUAUUAAAUCUCAUGCCGUCAAAAUUUCAGCUGCUCGGUGUUGUGUUGUUUCACUGUUCGCAAGGAUGAUCUUCCAAGUCAGUUUCAGAAAUGAAGUAUUCUCAGUUGAGUGGAA
Messenger RNA from Penaeus chinensis, 3580 nucleotides. It is a transcript of the gene Rcd-1, whose product is annotated as CCR4-NOT transcription complex subunit 9-like. The record is from RefSeq and is a predicted model, not a curated record. Gene Ontology annotation, biological process: negative regulation of translation; mRNA catabolic process. Gene Ontology annotation, cellular component: P-body; CCR4-NOT core complex; CCR4-NOT complex. Lineage: Eukaryota; Metazoa; Arthropoda; Malacostraca; Decapoda; Penaeidae.